AUGGUCCCUUGUAAGAACCACUGCUUUGCGGAACCGAAUGGUCCCUUGUUCGAACCACUGCUUUGCGGAACCGAAUGGGCCCUUGUACGAACCGAAUGGGCCCUUGUACGAACCACUGCUUUUUGGAACCGAAUUGGCGGUCCUUGUAAGAACCACUGCUUUGUGGAACCGAGUGGGCCCUUGUACGAACCACUGCUUUGUGGAACCGAAUGGGCGGCCCUUGUACGAACCACUGCUUUGUGGAACCGAAUGGUCCCUUGUAAGAACCACUGCUUUGUGGAGCCGAAUAGUCCCUUAACCGAAUGGGCCCUUGUAAGAACCACUGCUUUGCGGAACCGAAUGGUCCCUUGUUCGAACCACUGCUUUGCGGAACCGAAUGGGCCCUUGUACGAACCGAAUGGGCCCCUUUCGUACGCGGCUGAUACUACGGUAUUAGAAUACUCUCUUUCUCUAUCUUUCUUUCCUCCUCCUCCUCUUCUUCUUCUCUCUAAAUUUCUUUCUUUCUUUCUUUUUCUUUCUUUCUUUUGCUCCGUUAUUGUUUAUCUUUUCUUUAUUUAUCUUUCAUUUUCUUUCUUUCUUUCUUUCUUUCUUUCUUUCUUUCUUUCUUUCUUUCUUUCUUUUUAUUCGACAGUUUUUGUUCUGUUCCAUUUUGUUCUUUCUUUCUUUCCCACAACAGUCUGUUCUAUUCUGCUCAUUCUUUCUUACUAUCUUUCUUUCUUUCUUUCUUUCUUUCUUUCUUUCUUUCUUUCUUUCUUAUUCGUACGCGGCUGGUACUACGGUAUUAGAAUACUCUCUCUUCUUUUCUUCUUCUUCUCUCUCUAG
This is a messenger RNA of Acanthosepion pharaonis, 822 nucleotides long. NCBI's taxonomy places the organism in Eukaryota, Metazoa, Mollusca, Cephalopoda, Sepiida, Sepiidae. The record is from the annotation of a GenBank genome assembly.